Messenger RNA from Gryllus bimaculatus (two-spotted cricket), 947 nucleotides. The record is from the annotation of a GenBank genome assembly. Lineage: Eukaryota; Metazoa; Arthropoda; Insecta; Orthoptera; Gryllidae.
GGCAGAUGCAAUCUAUCGAUUCCGCACCCAUCUAAUCGACUCCCGGAUCGCGAAGGCAAUCUCAGCUAUUGUUUACUCACACGGCGCCUCUCGAGCGCGGUCCGAUAAAAUCUGCGGCGCUGAGUGGCCAACGGGGGGCGGUCGCAAUCGCCGGGUGACAGGCGCGGCGGAGAGCACGCGAGGGACGGAGGGCCGCCGGCGAACGCGUCCCCCAAGCAGCCCGGAAGCGCUCGAUGGGCAGGCGGAGGUCACGAGUGUUUGGGAGAGUACGGGAGGACACAGAGCCUGCCGACCGCGGGCCACGAGACACGGAGCCUGCGGACGGCGUUCGCGAGCCAGCGGGAGAGUAAGACAGGCACACACACUGGGUUGGCGAGUGACUAGGGGGGCAGAAGAAGCCCAGAGAACCUGCGCACGUUUGGCAGCCACUGGGAGAGUAAGACAGGUCCCCGAGCCAACAGCUCGCGGACCGCGUUAGCGAGUGACCAGGAGAGCACGGGCGGAGACACUGCGAGCCGCGAACGCGAGUGACCCGGAGAGAACGGCAGGACACACACAGCCUGCGGACCGCGCGGGCCGCUGCUGUCGCUCAGGCGGCGACGCGACGCCGUGGGCUUGCGAAAGGGUGGCCGCGGGCGAGUGGGGAGAGGAAGGGACGGGACGGGACGGUCGGCGAAAGAGAGAGCGCGCGCGGCGUGGUGCGGUACGGAGCAGAGCGGCAGUGCUUCAAAGGCGGCGGGCGGCGAUGACGGUGACGGGCGACGCGCUGCCAUGGCGCACGGCGCUGCGCCAGCUGCUGGCGGUGGGAGCAGAAUUAAUAUCAUUUUCAUCCAGUUCCCAAGCGUCGCUGGUGUUUGCGUCGGCGGGCGCGCUGCUGGUGUGCGCGGCGGCGCUUGCCCCGCCUGCUGGAGGACUCGGGCGAGAGGAGAAAGCGUGAGGGGCGGAGG